CUCCGCUGCCGUACGACGAGGGCGAAAACCUGCUGAGGGACGCUCCGCUGCUGCCCUGGCUGGAGCCGAAGGCCUUGCCGCUGGCAGUACAGGUGACGGCGACGGCCGAGGGCCGUCACGGGGUGACCGAUCGCUGCCUUGACGCUGACCGUUGCCAGGAUGCUCGAAGGGACGCCGCUGCCCAGGGGGCCCGCUGCCCGCAGGGCGGAACGGGCGGCGUUCCUCAAAGCGAGGCCUCGCCGGCUGCUGGCUGCCAGGCGCGUUGUCUCGUCCCGCUGGCUGGAAGUUGGAAUCGCUGUCCCGCAGCACCUGUCGCUCCAGGCCCUCGCUGACGUAAAUGGCAUCCUUGAUGGCCUGGUCCAGCGUUGACGGCCGCAGCAAAUACACCUUGCUGUGGAUACGUACAGCGAGCCCUUGGAGGAAGUUAUACAUGUGGAUAGGGUCGGCGUUGAG
Messenger RNA from Astrephomene gubernaculifera, 453 nucleotides. NCBI's taxonomy places the organism in Eukaryota, Viridiplantae, Chlorophyta, Chlorophyceae, Chlamydomonadales, Astrephomenaceae. The record is from the annotation of a GenBank genome assembly.